AUGAACCCUUUGUUUUACCCGGAUACUAACAAAGGGGAAAAAACUGGGCUUGCUAAAUCCAAGAAACUUGUUCAGAAUACAAAAAACCUUCCUCAAUCAGAAGAAACAUUGAAAGGAGUCCCGGAUAAUUGGUAUUACAACGAAGCUCAAACCGAAAAUAUAUGGCAGAAUUUGGAAAAAGGAAUUGCAAAGCGAGAAAUUGAAGAGGAAAAAGCAAAUCCAUUUGUUAAAAUCGAUGAAUCAGCACAAAAAAUUCGAAAUCUGAUAGUAAAUUAUCAAUUAAAUGAUCAUGAUGUUAUGUUAGGACUUUUAGAUAUGUUAGAUAAAAGUGGUACAAUGCUUGAUUUAGAUCAACAAACAUUACUAAUGGAAGCAAGAUAUUCCUUAACAAAAAUGAUCGACAAUCAUGCAGGAAAUUCUGAAGCACAACAGCAACUACUAAACUCUUUACGAGGCUGGUUUCAAGGAGUUCAAACAGCAGCGAAAAAUGAUGUAAAUGAUUUGCCAAAGUUGUCAGAUAUACAAAUGGAUUCAACACAGCUUGCACAGCUCAUCAAAUCGUGUUGUGAAGUAACAGAUUCCUCAAUUGGGCAAGCAGCGAGCAUACAUCAAACAAUUAUCGAAAAUUACCAAAAGCAAAUCCACGAAUAUCAGACAAAACUCGAAGACAAAAACAACGAAAUACAGAGAUUAAGAGAGUCCAUGGAACUUCUAAGUCGAGGUCACCGAAAGGCCUCAUCCAAAAUGCAAAAAGCUCAUCAAGAACAAGGUGUAGCUUUAAACAACGCAAAUAGAAAAAUAAUUGAGCAAGACACCAAAAUAACAAAACUCAACACAACAGUGAACACCCUCCGUGAGCAAGUGGAAAACACCGAAGACAACAACGAGGCGCAAUUUGAAGGAAUUGACCCAGCCAUUUUAGCAGAGAGAGAAUUGGAGUUUGACUCAAAAAUCAGAGUUCUAAACGAAGCGAUAUCGAAUCUUAGAAGCGAAAACAACUCUUUGCAGACCAAAAUCAAGCAGGACAAGAUACAAUCAAACCAAAUCGAGAACAAGAACAUCGAAUUAGAAAACGAAUUGAAGAUACAGAAAUCGAAUUUGGCUGCAGAAAAAGAGAAAUUCACUCAGCAAAUGAACCUUUUGAAGAAAAAGAAUGAAGAGAUGAUGGUUAAACUAUCGACACAAGGUAAAGACAGAGACGAAGAGCAGAUGAAACUAGAAAUUCAAAGGAAUUUAACCGAGCAAAAGGAGAAAUUGCAGCAAAACUACAACAUGACAAUAGAAUUACUCGAGAAGAAACACAAGCAGCAAAUCAAUGAAAUACUUAAUUCAAUGACUCCAGAUGGAACACAAAAUUUGAUGAAUGCACUUGUCAAACAACAGAAUGAAACAGUUGAAAGAAUGGCUGACAAUCACAAGAAGGAGAUGGAUGAAUUAAGAGACAAUUUUCUUGAGAAAUUGGACAACAUGAAGAAGACUUACGAAAUGAAGAACAAGAAAUUGCAAAAAGAAAUUGAUGCAAAUAAAGAAAUCCACGAAAUAGAUCUCAAAAAUCAACUGGAAAACCAAAAAAUAGAACUUGAAAACGAAAACAAAAAGAAUAUUUUAGAAAACACUUCGGAACUCCAGAAACAAAUGAAUUCAAUCAGACAGGAUCUCAUUCUAAAAAUUGAUAAUCUUAAAGGCAAAAAUAGAAAGCUCCAUGCACAAGUAAAGUCUCUGCAGGUUAUUGCAGCAAUGACUGACGAAUCACUCAAAGAACAGAACUUGAUUUCGGAUGAUGACGAUGAUGAUGAAAAUGGUUUUGAAGAGGAAAACUUAGACGAAGAAGUCAUUAAAAUGAAGGUUGAAAGUGAAGUCCAGAAAGUGAAAGAAGAGAUGAACAAAGACAUGAUUAAUCAGAAGAAGGCCUACGAUCUAGCGAAAGAGUUAGAAAUAAACAAGAUCAAGGAAAUGAUGCAGUUGAACUUCGAAAAGAUGCUUCUAGAACAGAAAGAGAAAAUGUUAAAUGAACUUUCAAAAUCAUCAUCGUCCAAAGAUAUACAGAAGAUCAUCGAGUCGAUGUCAAGCGAAGAGUUACCAUCACUAGCUGCAUCUCCUUUGGCUGAAGUUACUCCAACAGUUCCAUUGGAAGAAUUCAGAACUUUGCAGGAGAAAUACCUCAAAAUGGUCGAUGAAAACACGUUCAUGAAGAAGACUCUGGAAAAGAUAAACUCAAGAGGGCCUGCAUUCAAUGGAGAUGUUGUUGCGACAAUGAGAAGCCAAAUUGCAGCUGAUUCUGAAAAGAUUUCGAUGAUUUACGAAGAAAACAGAAGACUUAAAGAACAACUCGGCGAAAAAAUUGGUAAAUCCUUAGACGAAAUCAAUCUGAGUAUUACCAAAUCAAAACCAAUGCUGUCAAUAGUCUCUGUCCAGUAUGUUUCUAUGGAGAAAUCUCCUGCCGCUCUUCAAAAUUCGCAGAUAUUCGAAAUUGCCUCUGUCGAGAAUCACGAAGAUCAAAGUAAUAAAUCUCCUCGAAUUGCACUAAAUAAGAACUUGAGUGUUAUGAAUAGCAAUGAAAUCUACAUACCAAACAAAAGCAAUGAAAACUUCAAACUCAGUGCAAGUAAUUCGUUUGAACAGUUUAGUAUCGAAAAUGAACAAAAUUCCAGACAAAAUUCGGCCGAUUCAAGUAAAAGAAGAGUUUCGUUUAAACCAGAAGUAAGUUCAGGUAUAAGCAAAUCACUAUUUAACCAAGUGACUCAAACGAAUCCUGUGAUUGAAAUGAACAUCUCCACUCAAGUUUCUCUUAUUAAACUAAAGUCAUCUGACUCCCAAACUUUCGAAAUCGAAAAUGUGGAAGAAAUUAAAUCUACUGAUAGUGAAAUGGAGAAACCUAAAGAAACUUUUUAUUCAAAUGAUAAAAAUGAAAAAUCGUCAAGCACUGAUGAAGAAAAGUUCAAUAACCAGAAUUCAGCAAGAUAUAAAAACAUUAUUAAUAAUGAGAUAAACAAUGGAAAUAAAUCAAAUGUAACAGCCAAUAUUAACCAAGAUGCUAAAUAUGAAAUAGAGAGUGAUUCAAUGACGAAAGUUAUGAAAAAUGAAGAAAAAAGAAAAAGGAAAUUUACUACUUCGAAUGAUUCUUUAUUCGAUUUAAAGCCAUCAGAUGAUAAACCGCAAAGUAAUAAUCACAGGACAAAACUAAUGUCAAGUGCAACAAAUUCAUACGAUGUGGAUGAAAGUCAGAGAGUUCCUCUUGAAUCAUCCUUAUCUCAACAGUUUGACAUCAAUGAGAACAUUGUGAAAGUAUCUCUUCGAUCAUCGGAGUCGCAAUCAUAUGAAAUAUCUGCAAACCAAGGAAUUCUUCAGAACUCUUCAUCUCAAAUCUAUGAAUUAAAUGAAAUGCAGGCAAUCAACGAAGAUGACACAAAACCGAUGCAUUACACUAUUCAAAGAAGCAAAUCAAUUCCAAAUAAGAAUGUUUUCCAUGUCUCGCCAACAAAACUUAGUCCAAGAAAACCAAAUCUUGUAAAUUCUCAAACUGAAACAGAAUUUAAUAGUUUACAAAAAGUGUCAAAAACAGAUAAUGUUAAGUUAUUUAUUGAUGUUGUAAAUUCGUUUGCAAAACCAUAUCUGAAGUCAUUAUUGUCAAUAAGCAAACCUUUAUCCACAGAAAUUCCUUCAAAGCCAUCUCCUGUUCUGAAAAGAUACAUUACAACAAUUUUAUCGAUGUUCAGUGAAACUAAAAGCGAAUUACCACAAAAUGUAACAACAAAACUAAUUGUGAACACAGAUAAUGAAAUGUCUCAGUUCAAAUCUAAUGAAAAGAGAGAACAACUAAGAGUUAUAAAGAGUUUUGACUUCGAGCGAAAUGAAGUAUCAAUGAUUGACUACAAAAGGGAUAGUUCUGUCCUCCAAACACAGAUACAAGCAAUCAACGAGCGCCAGAAACAAUUAGUUGACAUGCACAGUGACAUCGACAGCCAUCUUAAAGAACUCUUUGGCCAACACAAAGAGGUAGUUAACGCGCUGAAGAAAGCAAACGAAAUGGCUUUUGGUGCGAUCAAAACAGUGGGAACAGACCAUCCAGAGACAUUGAUUGAAAAACUGCAAGAACAGAGUGCAUACACCACAAAUGUCUGCAUGGAGAGGGACUCUUUGCAGGAGACAGUAAAUGAGACGACGAAUUUACUUGACAGAAGAGGAAUGGAAAUAAUUGAAUUAAAGGAAGAACUUGUGAAGGAAAAGAAUAAAAACGAAGACCUGUCCAACCAAAUAUCUAAAUUGGUCCAAAAUAUGUCAGUUACCAAGAUUUCUUCCUCAGAACAAAUACAGCAGAAUGAUGAUUUAGUCAAUUUCCAGACACUACAAAUAGAAGAGCUGCAGAAGAACUUAGAGAAGACAGAGAAACUGAAUAGAAAUUUAUCAGAAGAACAAAUAAGGACAGAGAACAAAAUCAGAGAGUUAGAAAGUAAAAUUGUUGUGCAAGAAGUGAAAAAAGUUGUUUUUGAUGGAUUAGUUGUUGGGCCUUUCGUUAUUUUUAACACAGAGCAACACAAGGAACAACCAAAGAAAGGCUUCUCUCUUUCUCCUCUAAUAAAUUCAUUUGAAGCACUUCCAAUAUCUGAAGAAAAAGAGAAACAAAAUAAGAUUGCAAUCGCCACAUCCCCUGUUGCCAAAUUCAUAUCACCAAGCAAUUCUUCAAGGAAGAUUGAAUCUUCUAGAAAGAAUAAUUCUGCAAGGAGUAAUAAUUCUGAAAUUGAAUAUGGCGAAGAAAUUAAAAGCGAUAGAAUUUUACCAAAGCCCGAACUACAAAUAGAUGAGCCUCAUUUACCAAAUGAGCACAAGACAGGCAUUGCCCAAAUCGCAGUUCCAGGUCAGCCGCUUUCUUUAUCAAUCAAAAAAGGAAGAAUUUCUGGUGGAAAUCAGACGAGGAACUCAAUCAUUAAAAUGCCUUUACCUGCACUAAAUAAACUCAAUGAAGACACCACAACUAUCACACUUAGUGAACACGGAAGAUCCAGAUCGUUUGAUUCAUUCGAGCCAAUGAUAACUGACAAGAAGACAGUUGUUUAUGUCACUAGAUACAUCAAAGACGAAAAGAAGGAAAGCGGCAAAGCACCACUGUCAAAUACAAGUAGAAAUGAAGUAAACACAGAGAGAUCUGAGCAAGAAACAGUGAAUGAUAUGAGCAUCAAUUCGAGCAAAGUGAUUAAAACAUCGUAUUCUCCUUUGCAAGCUCUCAAGAAUAGAAUUGAUGCACUCGAAUCUAUUUUACAAAAUAAAUCUCACCAAGUUUUGUCUGGAAAAGAUAAAGAACACAUGUUGAAUCAGGCUUUGUAUAAAUUGACACAAGAAUACAAGAAACUUGAGAGAGAAAUGACGAAAAUGUCUGCUUUGAAUGAUCAAUAUAAAGAUAAAAUACAGAAUUCUCUUUUACUGAUUAAAAAUUUGACAAAUGAAAAUGAGGAAUUGAGAUCUCUUCUGGCUGAGAUAAAGAGGAACAUUUUGUCAAAUGAAAUGAUCAGUAAAAAGAAUGGUGAGAAAGAAAUAUUCCAAAUGGAGAUGUUCAGAAGACAGAAGCUUCUUAAGAAUAUCAAUAGUUUGGGCAAUAAAUACAACAGUGACUUCAUUUCGAGGCAGGAAGCAAGUGCAGCAAGAUGGCAAAGAAAGAAGGAGAUGAUUAUAGAGAGACAGAAAGCACAAAUGAUGAAUGUACUCAGAGCUAUGGAUUUGCUGAAUGAAGAUAUACCUAAAGAAGGCCAAAGUAAUGUUGUGAAGCAUUACGAAGAGCAGAAGAAACCUUCUUUUUCCAUACAUUUAAUUGGAAAUUCUCCUCAACAAAUAAAUCAAAAGAAAAAUGAAGUGAAAAAAGUUCCAAGUGAACCAAGUGAUUUUCCUUCUAUAGAAGAAGCAUUGAGAAGCUCUUCGAAAGGAAGACUAUCGAGGGAACUUAAACUUGGGGUUAUUGCAGAUCCAAUCAGAACAAAAUGA
Messenger RNA from Trichomonas vaginalis G3, 5973 nucleotides. RefSeq lists its product as uncharacterized. Bases 1 to 5973 code for a protein of 1990 amino acids. The record is from RefSeq and is a predicted model, not a curated record. NCBI's taxonomy places the organism in Eukaryota, Parabasalia, Trichomonadida, Trichomonadidae. The transcript has a single exon.